UAGAAGGCUUUCAUUCAAAAGCCAAACCAUUAAAUGAAAUGUCAAAAUAAAAAACAUUUAUACAACUGUCAAAAAUAAGUAUAUACAAAAAGAAAAAGAAAAAAGAACGAGGACGGCGACAGCAUCCCAGUCAGAAAGACAGGAGCCUCUGUUUAGACUCCUUGUCUGCCUGCCCAUCUGUGGUCCUGUGGAGAAGCCCUGACCUCUUUCCUUAUAGAUAUACAGUCCACAACCUGACUUCACUCUGUCCCCUGCCUCAUGGUCUAAGUGGCCAGAUGAUCCUGCCGCCUCUUAACAUUGUUGCCACAAAGACAGUCAGAAGAAAGUAGACUUGGUGCCAAACUGUGUCUCAGAAGUCUCUGAGGCUGGGAAGCAAGAGGCCAGGAGUUUGAGAUAUGCCCUCACCCCCCAAUGAUGGAGACAAUCAAAGAACAUCCCCCAUGAAAAUGCCACCAGCUCUAACCAACCAGAAUGGAGUAAAGAGGAAAGUGCGCAGCAAGAAGAAGAAGAAGGGAUUCAUCACAGCCAAUGUUGUAGGAACAAAAUAUGAGAUUGUUCGUAUUGUCAUUGAGGAGCUGACCUUUCACAAAGCCAGAGAUGAUGACGAGACAGCCAAUCUCAUCUGGAAUGACUCUGCCGUGCAACAUGAGAAAAUCGCUGAGCUCAGGAACUAUCAGAGGAUAAACCAUUUCCCAGGAAUGGGUGAGAUCUGUCGGAAAGACUGCUUGGCAAGGAACAUGGCCAAAAUGAUUAAAAGUCAGCCUCAGGAAUAUAGCUUCAUCCCCAAAACCUGGAUCUUCCCAGCUGAGUGCACACAGUUCCAAAACUACGUAAAGGAGUUGAAACGAAAAGGCAAGCAGAAAACUUUCAUCGUUAAGCCUGCGAAUGGAGCCAUGGGCCAUGGGAUAUCUCUAAUUCGAAACUGUGAAAAGCUUCCAGUCCAGGAUCACUUCAUUGUACAGGAAUAUUUAGAUAAACCCUUCCUUAUGGAGGGCUACAAAUUUGACCUGAGAUUCUACAUUCUUGUCACUUCCUGUGAUCCACUACGUGUCUUCCUUUACAACGAUGGCCUGGUGCGAAUGGGCACAGAAAAGUAUCACACGCCAAAUGAGUCAAACUUGAACCAGCUAUACAUGCACUUGACCAACUAUUCCGUGAACAAACACAAUGAAAACUUUGAGCGUGAUGAAACUGUGGACAAAGGCAGCAAACGGUCAAUUGGCUGGUUCACGGAGUUCCUUCGGAUUAAUGAUUAUGAUGUGGCCAAAUUCUGGGGCGAUGUAUCGGAGCUGGUGGUGAAGACCCUGUUAGUGGCUGAGCCGCAUGUGCUCCAUGCUUAUCGCAUGUGCCGUCCUGGUCAGCCACCAGGGAGCGCCAGUGUCUGCUUUGAGGUGUUGGGUUUUGACAUAAUCCUCGACCGCAAGCUCAAACCCUGGCUCUUAGAGAUCAAUCGUGCCCCGAGUUUUGGGACAGAUCAAAGAUUGAUUACGACGGUGAAGAAGGGGGCUUUACUUAAUGCCCUGAAACUGCUCAACAUCAGAGCGAGUGAUAAACGGCGGAAUCUGGCCCAGCAGAAGGCAGAAGCCCAACGCAGACUCUACGGACAGGGAUCCAUGCGAAAACUGACAGCCGGGUCUUCGGAAUGGGAGAAACAACGCCACUUACUUGAGCGCAGAAGAGAGGAACUGAAAGAAAGACUGGCUCAAGUCCGCAAGCAAGUCUCCAGGGACGAGCACGAAAAGCGGCACCUGGGGAACUACAGACGUAUUUACCCCCCAGAUGACAAGCUGCUCUUGGAGAAAUAUGAGAGUCUCCUUUCAGCUGCCUUUCAGACAUUCCUCGCUGGGCGAGCAGCUUCACUUCAAAAGGAAAUGAAUAAUCCACUGAAACGAAUGAAGGAGGAAGAUAUACUAGAUCUUCUGGAGCAGUGUGAACUUGAUGAUGAAAAACUGAUGGGAAAAACCUCCAAACAGAAAGGACCCAAGGUCCUGUCAUCUAUGCCUGAGAGCAGCCCAGUGCCCAGAGGGCACAGAGACCCUGAAGACUCCUCGGCCAGCUGCAGCGACAGCAGCUCUGCUUCUGACGCUGAUGGAGAAGAUGAGAGCAGCAGCUUCAUGCAGGAGAAACUCAAUCGCCCUGAACGCUCCAGUCGUGUUCAUUGGAAACCUUCCCCUAAACCAGUGCGGGGUCCUUCCUCCUCCCCUAAUCUUUCUGGACUCAUCCGCCGCUCCAUGUCCUGUCCACGCUCCAUAUCCUCUCUGACUGCGCAGUCACCUACCAAUGAGACCAGGCAGCCAAAAACAGCCACUCACAUGGCCAACGCGUUGACUGCUGCAGCCACUCAAACUGCAGCCACCAUGAUGCAGAUGACUCCAGUUCGACCCCACACAGCAUCUCGUUCCCAGUCGCUGAGUCGCAACUGCUCUACAAAUAGAGUUCCACACAGCAGCAGUCUAGGUGCCAUUCACCCCAAUUCGGCGCAGGGGGAGACCCCACUGAGUAAAGAGCAGGAGGCCGAGCUGAUGCAGCAGACACUGACCGCGCUCGGGGAGAUGAGGAUUCGUUACCCGGGGAAGAGCGAGGAGGAGGCCGAGGCUGUGUUGGAUGAGAUUCUGAACAACUGGAAAUACCAUAAACCAAAAGUUGCGUCUUACUGGCUGGUGAAGUUAGACGCUACCAAACAAAGAAAGGUUUUGGAUAUUGUCCGUACCAAUAUCCGCUCAGUUCUGCAGAGAAUUUGGAGUGAACUAGAUGUGGAAAGUCUACGUCUGUAUCGACUCUUCAACCGUGUGUUUAACCGUCUGCUCUGGAGCCAUGGUCAGGGGCUCUGGAACUGCCUCUCCACCUCUGGGUCGUCGUGGGAGUGUGUUUUUAAUAAGACCAGUGAGGUGGUGAAUGCGCAGGAGCUGAGGUGCUGCCAGCGUGUCGUACAGUUGUGUAGAGACUGUCUACUUAUCGUCUACAAGUUUGUGGCCGACUCUCGCGGUUCACUCAGUGGACUUAGCCCAGACUGGGAUGACACAAGGUAUCUGCUGCCAGUCACCUCCCAGUUCAUCAUCAAGUGGCCAUCUUCUAGCUUCGGCCGCUCUUCAUCUUCAACGCGCCCCCGCAGUGUGUUUACCGCACGAAUGGGCCACUUCUGAUGACCCACAACCUGCUGGGGGAGAGAAUAUUCUGACCUGUUUUGCAGGGCGUAAUGCCUGGGACCUUCAACAAACAUAUUGAUGGAGAUUAUUUAAUGCAUAUGAUCGAGCAGUUCUCUGCCUCCUUGUCUGCUGUAAAAAAAAAAGAUCUGCUGCUUUGUUAUGUUUCUUAGGAUGCUUGCAAAUAAAUUCAUAACCUUCUCAUCUUUACAAAGACUUCUACAACAGAUUACAGCGGAUUGUUUCAGGAUCGUGGGUUCAGGAAAGACUAUAUUCACUUUUCUUCAUUGACCAUGGUGUUAUUUUACUUAUUAAUACACAACAUGGCGCGUCUUUCUUAAUACUCACUUUAGCUUUUAUAUAAUUUAAUAUUUAUUUACAAUUGGCCAUUUACACAGGAUCUCGAUAGAAAUGUGAAAUGCAAUGUAUGAAUGUUAUCACUCGAUUGAUUGGGCAUUAUCAGUGGUUAUCAGCUGAUAGAUACUGGGAGCCUUACAAGGCUUUUAUCAUCAAUCCACAUGGUCAAUCAGCUAUAGAUCACAUACAACUGCUAUUUAUUAAAUAUCCCAUUAAUUGUAUUUUAUUAACGUCUACCCCUAACCGCAGCGGCAGAUUUAGUGAUCUAGAGGCCCUAAGCAACUCCAGCCAUGGGGCCCCCAAGCCCUGAAAUAAAUAUAAAGUAAAAGUAAAAAUUCUUUUUUUUUUUUUUUUUAAACUUCUUUUUUUAUAUCACUAAAUCUUCAUUUCUACGUUUUAUUUUAAUGUAAGCUUUACAUUUUGAAUAAUUAGAUGUCUUAAAUUGAAUUUACAACUAAAAUUAUGGAACGUGCAACGACACAUGCACUCCGGUGUUCGCUGCGACCCAGGUUUGAUUCCUGCCUCGAGGUCCUAUGCCGAUCCUUCCCCUCUCUCUGCUCCCCACACUAUCCUGUCAAUUGUCUCUACUGUCCUGUCAAACUAAAAAGGUGAAAACCCCUAAAAAAGUAAUUAUUAAAUAAAAAAAAAACAGAUCUGGAUCUUGAGUCUUCUCUAUUAUUAUAGCUGAUUAACCAUGAGAAUUAUUUAUAAAAAAUUGCUAUUGUAUUUUAUUAACAUCUACCCCCACCCCAACACAAAACACAACUGUCACAGUAAUGUAAAAACAGAUCUGGAUCUGGAGUCUUCUCUAGUAUUAUAGCUGAUUUACCACGAGAAAUAUUAAAAUUAUUUAUUAAAUUUGCCAUUAAUUGUAUUUUAUUAACGUCUACCCCUACCCUAAACCCAACCGUCACAGUAAUGUAAAAACAGAUCUGGAGUCUUCUCUAUUAGUAUAGCUGAUUAACCAUGAGAAAUAUUUAAAUUAUUUAUUAAAUUUGUCAUUAAUUGUAUUUUAUUAACGUCUGCCUCUACCCCAACCCUAAACGCAACCUAGAGUAAUGUAAAAACAGAUGUUGAUGCCUAUGGCGUAGUGGAAAGUGCACUGACACAUGCACUCCGGUGUUUGCAGCAACCCGGGUUUGAUUCCUGCCUCGAGGUCCUAUGCCGGUCCUUCCCCUCUCUCUGCUACCCCAACAUGAAACGCAACUGUCACAGUAAUGUAAAAACAGGUCCGGAUCUGGAGUCUUCUCUAGUAUUAUAGCUGAUUAACCACGAGAAUCAUUCAAAUUAUUUAUUACAUUUGCCAUUAAUUGUAUUUUAUUAUUAUUUAUUUAUACGUCUACCUCUACACUAACCCUAAACCCAAUCAUCACAGUAAUGUAAAAACAGAUCUGGAGUCUUCUCUAUUAGUAUAGCUGAUCAACCAUGUGUAUGAAUGAUAACAGCCUACCAGUUGGCGCAGAAGGCCCCUACUUGCCCAUAUCUAUUAGCUGAUAACCACUGAUAAUGCCAAUUCAAUCAAGUGAUAACAUUCGAACCAGGUGAAAAUAGCCUCAUGUGUUAUGAUGGCCACAUGAGGCCAUUAUAUGUGAGACUAAAUGUGAGACUAGGAAUUUGGAAUAUAAUGUGAGACUUGUCUGUUACUUUAGAUUUACCAACCAGUUUGAUUUAUUCAUUCAAAAUUUUACAUGUUACAUGUUGUUGCAUGAAGUCUGAAAGAUCACAUGCAAAAGACUAUACUUUUAAAAUACUGGAAUUCAUGUUAUUUGAGUGCCCUUCCAAGGAAGAGAAAGUGUUAAGAAAUAGAAUUGGGGUUGUAAGGGUUGGUUUAGUGUUUUAUCCCUAUUAAGGUUAAGAAUUGUAAACGCUUGGAGUAGAUGCUAGGUGUUAUACUAGAAUAUAGUUGCCUGUUCUGAAUUUAAAGUUGAGAUCACCUAUCAACUUAAGGGAUGCAAGUUUGUUUAAAAAAAAAAAAUAGAAAAAAGAGCCAUAUUGUGUAGAUGCAAAUAUGAACCUCAGCAUCUGAGCUGUCCGAUGUCUGUCCUAGCAGUGUUGAGAGGGUUUUUCAACAUUGCUGCUGAUAGAGUGUGUUUGGGUAAAUUCUCUGAACUCAAUGUGCUAAAACUCGGACGGCUGCAUCUUGAGGAUACUUGAAUUAAUUUAUGCUAAUUAUUUUAUUAAAAUGUUUACAUUUCAUUUGAAGGAUUUGUUUAUAUGCUUGUUCGUUUUAACCAUGGCAUUACCAGUCCCAGCAAGCGUUUUUUUUUUGUUUUGUUUUGUUUUUUAAAGAUGUACAAUAGAUGUCAUAACAUAGUCGUCUUGGCUAAAACAAUGCUAAUUUGGGCUGUCAGUGAAAAUCUAAUCGACAUCUAAGAAUAGGCCAAAACUAGACUAGUCAUCAAAUGAACAGAACACAUAUAAAGUCUAUCUAAUUGGUCUAUUUGACGACUAGUCUAGUUUUGGGCUAUUCUUAGAUGUCGAUUAGAUUUUAACUGACAGCCCAAGCCUUGUUUUAGCCAAGCUGUCUAUGUUUAGAUGUCUAUUAGACGUCUAUUAAAGACAAAAUUGUUUGCUGGGGUGUUUCAGUCAUUUUAUGAACAGAUUAACCUUUAAUGAAAGUACUGUACAAAAUGCUAAUUGCAGAGCUUUGCUUUGAAUCUGAUUAAAGUAAAUGUUAAUGUAGUGUUGUAGUAAAAGUGACCUGGAUGUGCCAGCUCAAACCACACUGUGCCAACACUACUCAGCAGUGUUGUUGAGGAGCUCUGUGUGAUUGUUGGUAAUAUCAAUCAUUUAAUAUCAUUCAAAGUUUAUGGAAUUGAGAAUGUGCUGUUUAAAAACUGGCUGCUGUCUUUUCUUUCCUUCCCCCCUCCUUUAUUUUUUCUGUUUGUUAGUAAGAGAACUUGUAGUGAUGGUGUUCAAAUAGCUAACUGUUUAAUUACUUCUGGAAACAGUGAUCACCUAUUCAGCACACCGUUUCAGUAUUCAUUUUCCUUUUUUCCAUCAUGUCACAAUGCCAAAUAUUAUUUUUGCCUGGAUUUUCAUUCAGGAGAAUGGUUUUAAUAGCAAUAAAAGGCUUAAACAUCAAAA
Danio aesculapii is the source of this 6587-nucleotide messenger RNA. It is a transcript of the gene ttll7, whose product is annotated as tubulin tyrosine ligase-like family, member 7. Lineage: Eukaryota; Metazoa; Chordata; Actinopteri; Cypriniformes; Danionidae. Gene Ontology annotation, molecular function: tubulin-glutamic acid ligase activity; tubulin binding. Gene Ontology annotation, cellular component: cilium. The record is from RefSeq and is a predicted model, not a curated record. Gene Ontology annotation, biological process: microtubule cytoskeleton organization; protein polyglutamylation.